CCGCGGCGGGAAGGGGCUAUUCGAGAGCUGGGCAUGGCGGAGAACGCGCCGGGCGCCAAAGUCAGAGGAGGAAGAAUUGUGCCGUCCCGUUACUUGCAGUAUGACCGGAAAACCACAGGGAAGGCCGAUAUUAGCCAGUCUCUCAUGAAAGAGCCGGAGAGGGCAGCCUCUGCCAAGAGACCUCCUACUCAGUUACAGAAGCAGAAAAAUACUUCAGAGAUGACCUUCAGGGUGCUGCAUUCAACUGUCCUGGAAGACCACGGGAAUGCUCAACCAGACCUGGAUUUCUCUGUGAUCAGCGACAAAACCCGACCUGCGAUGCCACUCCCGAAGCCAAAUCCUGCUGUGAAAGGCACCUCCAGAAAACAGCUGACCCAGAUGUCCCCUGAGGCAGAGAAUUUGGCUCGACUGCUGGAAUCUCAGAACCUGCUUUUAACAUACGCCUCUGUAAAGAUGGAGAAAUACCUUGCCACCUUGGAGGAGAAAGCGGAGAGGAACUUGCUGGCACUCUCGGAGGAAUGCGAGAAGCUUCAGAGGGAGGCGCACAGGAAGAAACGCAGACUUCUGCAGCUGAAGAAAAAGCAGGACCUCAGUGAGGCACUGGACAGACAGCUUGAAGUGCUUGCCCCUGUUGCAGAGCGAUGUGCCAGGUUCCAUGAAGAGUACAAGCACUUUGCCACUGCCCUGGACUCAACGCGGCAUGAACUGCCACUGAAAGAGAUCCAUGUGGGAGAGAACCAGCAUCAGUACCUUGCUGACAUGCAAGAACAGCUGAUUGCCACUCAGAACAUUUUGAAGCAGUAUCCACAAGAACACUUGGAGGACAACGCCCAGGUGCUGGCUGUGAUGAAGGAGCUGGAGGAGGCGUCUCUGAAGCUGAACGAUGAGCUCCCAAGGAGCUUUGCCACCGUGCUGAGCCUGUCUGCUGACGUGAGCAAGGAGAUCUCGCUGCACCACCAGAAAAGCUGUGAAGACACCUUGGGACUGGAGGCCAUGAAGCAGUAUUACUUCCCUUAGGCCCCCACAGCAGGCCUUGGACUGUUGGCCCAGAGGGGGGCUGGACUGGCGCCACUUCCCCUGACAAUGGGUUCAGUGCGGGAAUUGCGCCAGCCGCUGUUUCACAUGUAAUAUGUUUUGUAUUAAACACUUUUUCACUGCAAGGACACUUUCUCGCUGCUUCAGUGAAUGAAUCUUUCUGUUCCUGCGUGGAAAUAACUGAAC
Messenger RNA from Gekko japonicus, 1221 nucleotides. RefSeq names its product HAUS augmin like complex subunit 8 (gene HAUS8). The transcript has 10 exons. The record is from RefSeq and is a predicted model, not a curated record. Bases 34 to 1017 code for a protein of 327 amino acids. NCBI's taxonomy places the organism in Eukaryota, Metazoa, Chordata, Lepidosauria, Squamata, Gekkonidae.